This is a messenger RNA of Microthlaspi erraticum, 1403 nucleotides long. The record is from the annotation of a GenBank genome assembly. Lineage: Eukaryota; Viridiplantae; Streptophyta; Magnoliopsida; Brassicales; Brassicaceae.
AAGAUGAUCUGAUUUCUAAAAAGUAUUUGAUAGACUACUUGAUAGGCGAAUGUAUUAUAGAUGGAAGUGAAGGUAUAGAGAGGGCCAGAUACAAGGGGUAUGAGAUUAUUGGUGAUCUUGUUCGUGCAUCUUUGUUGAUGGAAGAUGCUGAACAAUAUGGAACAGAAUGUGUGCGUAUGCAUGAUGUUGUUCGUGAAAUGGCAUUGUGGAUUGCAUCUGAAUUGGGAAGAGAAAAGGAGGCUUUCAUUGUGCAUGCAGGUGUAGGGUUAAAUAAAAUUCCAAAGGUUAAGAAUUGGAACAGUGUGAGAAGAAUGUCACUGAUGAAGAACAAGAUUCGCAAUCUAGCUGGCAGUCCUGAAUGUCUCGAACUCACAGCUUUUCUCAUGCAACGGGGAGAAUUGGUAAAUAUCUCGAGUAAAUUCUUUAAGUCCAUGCCGAAGCUACAGGUGUUGGAUCUAUCAUUUAAUGAACAUCUCACCAAAGUGCCGGAUGGAGUAUCUGAUUUAGUUUCUUUGAAGUAUCUCAACUUGUCAGAUACAGGUAUCCGUCAUCUCCCUAAGGGUCUACAAGAGUUGAAAAAACUCAUUCACUUGAAUCUCGAGCAUACACUUCAGCUUUCGAGUAUUGCUGGGAUAUCAAAUCUGCAUAAUUUGAUGAUCCUGAAAUUAGCUGGAAGUGGCUUUUCAUGGGAUCGCGGCAUAGUGGAGGAAUUAGAAACCUUGGAGCAUUUAGAAAUUUUAACCCUAGAAAUCCAUUGUCCACCACAUCUGGAGCUAUUUUUUAGUUCUCUCAGGUUGACGAGUUGUACACGAUUUCUGGAGAUCUUGAAAUUGGAAUCAACUGGAAUAGCAAUUCCAGUGACCAUGAACAAGCUUCGUUAUUUCAUCAUUACGAACUGCACUAUCCCUGAGAUAAAGAUGGGAAGUAUAUGCAACAAAAGCAAUAUGGUUUCUCCUAUACACAAUCCGAGCGAGCCAUGCUUCUUGAGCCUCUCCAAAGUGUAUAUAAAUAAAUGCCGAGGCCUGAGGGAGCUGACGUUGCUGAUGUUUGCUUCAAAUCUUAAAGAACUUGAAGUUAGGUAUUCAGAUCAACUAGAAGAUAUAAUAAACAAAGAGAAAGCUUGUGAAGUUGAAGAAUCAGGGAUUGUUCCUUUUGCAAAGCUGGUUUCUCUUUAUUUGCGGAGUCUACCCAAGCUAAAGAAUAUCUAUUGGAAUCCUCUACGCUUUCCAUGUCUAAAGAUAUUCAAUGUAAUCGAAUGUCCAAAUCUGAAAAAGCUUCCAUUGGAUUCUCAAAGUGGCAUACAUGGUGAAAAUAGACUCGUCUUAGGAUACAGAGAGGAAAGUUGGAUUGAAGGUGUUGAAUGGGAGGACGAAGCUACAAAAACUCGCUUCUUAUCUUCAUGA